AGCCACUGCUGAGCCGGGCACACGCCCUAAGUGGACCUGGUGGGCUGAAGCGGCGGUCCCCAGGCCAGCAUCGGGGCAGGGACAGUCCAGAGGAAGCUCCGCAGGACACUCAGAGCCAGGAGUUUGCAGCCCUGGAGACAGAUGACCUGGGUCUCCAGCCGCGUUGGUUAGUCCCAGCGGUGGGGACAGACGGGGCAGCAACAGAGCGCAGCCCGAAUUCAGCGAUGCCCAAUUCGUUCGCCAGCUCAGCAGCUAGGGGUACACAGAAAACCACUUACCCGCCUCGGCAGAGAAUCAAAACCUGCCCUGCCACCUCAAAGUUCUACGCGGGAGCGGGCGGACCAGCCUCCUCCGACUUGAUAGGCUCCACCUUUCUGCGGGCGCCUCCUCCCGCCUGAAGGGCGGACCUCAGAAUCACGCCGUCGCGCUGCGCAGUAAGUUUUGACCGCUUCAGGCCACCGUCGCGGCAAGAUGGCCGCGCCCAGCGAGAGGCGAGGCGUGCGCCGCGGCGGAGAGACCUGACUGGGAGCGCCGAGCCCAUGGACCCCAGCGCAGCGUUCCGCAGAUGGAAGGCGCAGAGCCUGAGCAAAGCGGACCUCAGCCGGAAGGGCAGCGUGGACGAGGACGCGGCGGAGGUCGUGCGGCUGCUGAACUCGCGCGAGCGGUUCUUCACCACCAGCUCCUGCGCGGGCCGCAUCGUCCUCGUGGACGGGAGCUCAGGUGGUUUUGAAGUUCAGAAACAAAAUUGUUCUUGGCUACUAGUCACACACAAACCUUGUGGAAAAAAUGAUAUGAUGGUGGCGCUGGAGAAAGCCAGUGGGGAUGCUGUUUUAAAAUUUGAACCAUUUGUUCUCCACGUGCAAUGUCGGCAGCUGCAGGAUGCGCAGACUCUGCAUUCUGUGGCAAUUGAUUCUGGCUUCAGGAACUCUGGCAUCACAGUGGGAAGGCGAGGGAAGAUUAUGCUGGAAGUCCAGUCCUCACUGCAUCUGCUGACCACGGGAGGUCCAUCCUCACUGUGUAUGCUGACCACAGGAAGUCCAGUCCUCGCUGCAUCUGCUCAACAUGAGAAGUUCAGUCCCCACUGCAUCUGCUGACCACAGGAAGCCCAGUCCUCACUGCAUCUGCUCACCACGGGAAGUUCAUUCCUCACUGCACCUGCUCAUCAUGGGAAGUUCAGUCCUCACUGCAUCUGUUCAUCAUAGGAAGAUCAGUCCUCACUGCAUCUGCUCACCAUGGGAAGUUCAGUCCUCACUGCAUCUGCUCAUCAUAGGAAGAUCAGUCCUCACUGCAUCUGCUCAUCAUGUGAAGUUCAGUCCUCACUGCAUCUGCUCAUCAUGGGAAGAUCAGUCCUCACUGCAUCUGCUCAUCAUAGGAAGAUCAGUCCUCACUGCAUCUGCUCAUCACAUGAAGUUCAGUCCUCACUGCAUCUGCUCAUCAUGGGAAGAUCAGUCCUCACUGCAUCUGCUCAUCAUAGGAAGAUCAGUCCUCACUGCAUCUGCUCAUCAUGGGAAGUUCAAUCCUCACUGCAUCUGCUGACCACAGGAGGUCCAGUUCUCACUGCGUUUGCUGACCACAGGGAGUUUGGUCCUCAUUGCAUCUGCUGACCAUGGGAAGUUCAGUCCUCACUGCAUCAGCUGACCAUAAGAAGUUCAGUCUUCACUACGUGUACUGACCACGGGAAGUUUGGUCCUCACUAAGUCUGCUGACCACGGGAAAUUCAGUCCUUGCUGCAUCUACUGACCAUGGAAGUUUGGUCUUCACUGUGUCUCUGACCAUGGAAGUCCAGUCUUCACUGCAUCUGCUGACCUUGGAAGUGCAGUCCUCACUGCAUCUGCUGACCAUGGAAGUUCGGUCUUCACUGUGUCUGCUGACUACGGGAAGCAGAUACUUCCUCACCAUCAUCACCUCUGGCCUUAUAUGCACUUAAUCACAGUCACACUAUGAUUUCUUCCUGUGCACCUGACGCCACCUCUAGGCCUCCUCCACAGCCCCUGCUUCUGCCUUUAUCAACCUCCCCUGCUUCCACAACUGUCUCCCAACAGCUCUUCCUCUUGGGGCUUCUUGUGCAGUCAGAACUCCCCUUUCCAAGAGUCAGGGUCUCAAAGAUGUCUCCUGCUAUUCAAGACUUCACCCAAACCUUUGCAUACAUCUAUAUAAGUGUGAUCUAGUCAUGAAGAUACUGGUCUGUUCCCAAAUACGCCUUGCCAUUCUGUGUCUGUGUAUACCCACAUUUUACCCCUCUGUCUGAAAUGCCUCUCCUUGCUUUCUCCCCUGGGGAAAUUGCACUUGAACAUUCUUUCUCAAACAGGGCCUUUUCCCAAAGAGCUGUGUCCUGAGUCUUCACCAGCUGUUCCUCAUCCACAUUUUAGCAUUGCCAAUGUGCACGUUUCUUGUCAUAAUGCCCAGAUGGUGUCACAGGUUUUUUGUUCAUGUGUUAAUUUCCCAUUCUAAAGUGGGAGUUCUUUAUGGCAAAGCCAUGUUGUUUUUCUCUUGGGUCAUCCGCACUUUCCAGGCAUCUUGAAUAUUCAGAUACUCAUUGAAGAUCCAGUGAAUGAGUUUUUAUUCUUUGAUAAGAUUUUGGGUAGUGUUUGCUGCUGCUUCCUGAACCUCUCCCAGCAUCUGGCUGGGCUGGGAGUGCGUUGACGAUCUCAUCGGCAGGGUCACUGCCUGGGGCAUUAAGGUGGCAGCCUGUGGCUGGUAGAGGAAGCAGGGCUUACUCCUACAACCAUCCUCAGCCCAGCAGCGCCAUGGACAAAGGCUGAUUCACUCCUGCGGCUUUGGUUGAUGUUUCACUUAUUUCUCUUCCUUAAAUUGUACUUAAGCAUUCUAAGCCACAGUGACAUUGAAACUGUAAAACAUUAUUGAAUUCCCUGAUAGUACCCGCUGCUGAAAAACAGUGUGUUGAAUGCCUUUCUUCAGAAGUAACCGUAUAUCAUGGCAAACUAUUCAAUUCCCUUGGACUCAGCUGAUUCAGCUAAAUUAUAUCAAAUCGUGGGCUUACGUUCUGUAAUGGAAUGAAAUUAUGUGCAAUCCACAUAACUGGGAUGUCUCUUGUGUUGUCUUCUGUGACUCUGGUAUACAAAUCUUCACAUCUACACGGUUUC
Molecule: messenger RNA, 3104 nt
Organism: Jaculus jaculus (lesser Egyptian jerboa)
Lineage: Eukaryota; Metazoa; Chordata; Mammalia; Rodentia; Dipodidae
Gene: Tyw3
Product: tRNA-yW synthesizing protein 3 homolog
Exons: 5
Coding region: 540-1094 (184 amino acids)
Biological process (GO): tRNA methylation
Cellular component (GO): cytoplasm
Molecular function (GO): tRNA methyltransferase activity
Source: RefSeq, a predicted model, not a curated record